Strongylocentrotus purpuratus (purple sea urchin) is the source of this 2491-nucleotide messenger RNA. It is a transcript of the gene tyms, whose product is annotated as thymidylate synthase. The transcript is spliced from 7 exons. The record is from RefSeq and is a predicted model, not a curated record. Gene Ontology annotation, biological process: dTMP biosynthetic process. Gene Ontology annotation, molecular function: thymidylate synthase activity. Gene Ontology annotation, cellular component: cytosol; mitochondrion. Bases 154 to 1137 code for a protein of 327 amino acids. NCBI's taxonomy places the organism in Eukaryota, Metazoa, Echinodermata, Echinoidea, Camarodonta, Strongylocentrotidae.
ACUAUUCGAUAUACGCGGGAAAAUCCGAAAAAAAACGCGCCACACACGUACAUUAAGUAAAUAGAGUUCAUAUCGAGGCAGAACUGCAGAGAAAAGUCUCCAACACCUUUUCAAAGUUUGCAGUUGUCGAAGGGAUACCUUAUUCAGAAGAUUAUGUCUGUGACUGACACUCCUCUCCAAACAAUGGACACCAAUUUGAAAGCAGCCAAAGAGAAUGGCAUCACCGCCUCGACAGAGAAAAUGGACUGUGAAGGAUUUAUGCCACCCCCUCCGAAACAUGAUGAAGACCAGUACCUAGACCUAAUCAGGCACAUCCAGGCCCACGGACAUGUCAAGGGCGACAGGACUGGGACCGGAACCAAGUCUAUCUUUGGUGCACAGUCGAGAUACAAUCUCAGAGACCAGUUCCCUCUCCUAACAACCAAGCGAGUGUUCUGGAGAGGAGUGGCCGAGGAGCUGCUCUGGUUUGUGAAGGGUUGCACCAAUGCUACGGAACUCCAGGAUAAGAAGAUCCACAUCUGGGAUGCCAACGGUUCUAAGGACUUCCUCGAGAAGAGAGGCCUAGGUCAUUACGAAGAAGGUGAUCUUGGUCCAGUCUACGGCUUCCAAUGGCGUCAUUUCGGUGCUGAAUACAAGGAUCGUUUUACUGAUUACACCGGGCAAGGUGUGGACCAGCUCGCUAACGUCAUCGAGACGAUCAAGAACAACCCAGAUGAUAGAAGGAUUAUCAUGUCUGCUUGGAACCCUCCAGAUCUGCCCAAGAUGGCGCUACCACCCUGCCAUGCUUUCGUGCAGUUUUAUGUCUGUAACGGGGAGCUUUCCUGCCAACUAUACCAGAGAUCGGGAGACAUGGGUCUGGGAGUGCCCUUCAACAUCGCCAGUUACUCUCUCCUCACAUACAUGAUUGCUCAUGUGACUGGUCUCAAACCAGGAGAUUUUGUGCACACCUUGGGUGAUGCGCAUGUGUAUCUCAAUCACAUCGAACCACUCAAAGAACAGCUGAAGCGAGUUCCCCGUCAAUUCCCCAAGCUCAACAUCACGAGGAAGGUCACCAACAUUGACGACUUCAAAUUUGAAGACUUUGAGAUCGAGGGAUACAAACCAUACCCAAAGAUCACUAUGCAGAUGGCUGUGUGAGGGUCAUUCACAAUGACAGUGUGAAGGUCAUGCUCAAUGACAUUGAAAGUCAAGGACAAUGAUAUUAAACAUGCAUGACAUGCACAAGGACAAUUGAGGCUCAUUUUGAUAUGAAGCAUACCAUUCAUGCAUCAAAACUGUAUCGUAUCUGAACCAGCCUUUAAAAUGCAUGUCUUACUGUAGCAUCAUGCUAUGAAUAUCCUGCUGAUGAGAAGGUGCACUAUAUUGAAUUGAACUAUCACCCAAUCUUGAUUUUUUUUUUUAAUACAUACAUGUACAUAAGAGAUUGGUGCCAAUUUUGAUUGUCUGUAUGGUACCGUCAGUGAGGUAUUGUCUAUUGAUAUACAUGUAAUACAAAUCUAUACAAAUUCUGUUCGAUGCCUGGGAAUUAGUUCAAUGUUUGAUAUAUCCGUGCUCUUGUUGAGGCUGCCUGCAUCUUUCGUAUGAAGCUGUCAGGCUGAGUAUGAUAGGUGCAAAAACAGCCUCAAAAAGAGUUGGUAGAUCUUGUACUGAAUGAAUAAAAAAAUGCAUUAUUUGUUUUAUACAACAAAAACUCAUUGAUCCUUGUUAUUUGAGGUAAAAAGAAUCCAUUCCAAGAUUGUUUUGUGUCAUUAUCGCUGACAAACAAAAUCCCAAUGUUAAUGUGUGCACGUACCACUAUAAUGGCAGUGUCAUGCAUAUGCAGUAUAAGAAAAAUAUCCUCUGCGCAGACUGCUGUGCAUUGCAUACUUUAAAUUUGUUAAGACACUAUUGGAAACUAUCGCACGCUUCUUUAGGACAAAUAAAAACAGUGCUCGUCUCCGUAAAUAAAUCGCCCGUGACCGCGUCUAACAGAUCAUAUGAUUCGGAUCUAGGAGUGAGUAAGUUGUAUAAUAUUUAAUGUAACUGUAAAAAUAAACAUGUAUAUAUCAAUGACAAUGUUUCAUAUUUGUGGAGAUUCUGAAAUGGAUGGAUUGGAACAGUUUGUCUAUAAGACAUGAGUUCUCACAGAGAGAAAACAAAACUCAUAUAUUUAUAUUACUUAGAAUUUGUCUUGUAUAUAGAACUUUUGUAGUAAACAUUUUAAGAGUGCUUUUGUAUAAAAACCAUUCCAAUUGCUUACUGAUCUUGGAUCCUCCACAUGCACUUAAUCCUUUCGGUGCCUGCCAGCAAGGUUUUCAUACUGUAUAAGAACCAUAUGCCAAUGCUUUUGCGUCAAUAUAUGUUCAAGGUUCAAGGACAAUUUUCAAGAUGUUAAAUUUGUGUAAAGCCAUGCACAACCAUUACCAACUAUAUAUUUUUAAAUGAUUAUCAUUCUAUUUCCAUGGAUCAUGAACUCAUUACUGAGUAUCACAAUAAAAACAAAAUUAAUCUA